Molecule: messenger RNA, 4269 nt
Organism: Salvelinus sp. IW2-2015
Lineage: Eukaryota; Metazoa; Chordata; Actinopteri; Salmoniformes; Salmonidae
Product: protein sprouty homolog 3-like
Exons: 1
Coding region: 44-988 (314 amino acids)
Biological process (GO): animal organ development; multicellular organism development; negative regulation of fibroblast growth factor receptor signaling pathway
Cellular component (GO): membrane; cytosol
Source: RefSeq, a predicted model, not a curated record
CAGUCCCGACCCCCUCCCUGGUGCUCCUUCUCCCAGGAUCAGGAUGGACCCUCUCCCGGGUCAUGGCCCUCCACCAGUCAGGAGGGACGUUGAUGGGCUGGACCUUCAGCAGGUGCCUGUCCUCUCCCUGGACCAGAUCCGCUCCAUCCGCACCAACAACGACUACGUGGAGCGCCCCGUGACCCUGGACCAUGCCUCCCAGUCUGGCUUCUUCUACGCCCACGAUGACCGCUACCCCAUCACCCACGGAUACCCUCCUCAAGGUUACUCUCAUGGUUACCCUCAGGGGUACCCUCUCCCCCGGAGCCAGAGCCAGCAGCAACACGCCCACCUUGCCCAUCUGAGUCGCUCCAGUACUACCAGUUCAGCCAUGUCCCGGAUCAGUGCUGCCUCCGACCAGAGACUCCUGGUGGGCCUGACGCCCUCCCACUCUGGCCUGGCCUCGGUGGUGCGCUCCCAGCCUAAAGGAGAACUCAAGCCUGAGACUUCUCUGGGUAAAGGCCUGGUGGAGGGAGAGGACCUGGGCUUGCACCUGUUUAUCUGUGAGCUCUGUGGGAGGUGUAAGUGUCAGGAGUGCUGCGCCCCGCGAAGCCUGCCGUCCUGCUGGGCCUGUGGGCAGCGCUGCCUCUGCUCUGCUGAGAGUGCUGUGGAGUAUGGCACCUGUCUGUGCUGCGUCAAGGGCCUGUUCUACCACUGCUCCGCUCAGGAUGACGAGGACAACUGUGCUGACCGGCCCUGCGCCUGCACAUCCUCCCACGCCUGCACCCGCUGGGGCACCAUGGGCCUUCUGUCGCUGUGCCUUCCCUGUCUCUGCUGCUACCCACCUGCCAGGCUGUGCCUCGCCCUGUGCCAGCGGGCCCACGACAGAGCCACCCGCCCCGGCUGCCGCUGCAGCAACACCAACACCGUGUGCCGCAAGAUAUCCACCUCCAACCCCAACCCUGGGCACACCCCCUUCUGCAGCAAGUCCCUCGAAAAGCCUGUAUGACAGGGCUGCAGCGGGAGUCAGCCAUCGCCUAGACAACGCAGUCUCAAUGACAACAUUACUAUGACAACAAACACUGUUGCCAUGACAACGCCAUCGCCCCGCCCCCCACCCGUGACCUACCUACCGUGAACUUUCACCUUACGUACCUUCCAUACUUCUCCUCCUGCCUGAGGAGAAAUGACCAAAAGCUUUACUGUACUUCACUGUAACUGUACUGUACUGUACAUGUGGAGACUUGAGCCGAAACCUGAAAAUCGCCUGGUGAUUUUUGCUGAACUGACUGCCAACCUUAACCUUACUGUGUUACAGUGUGGGCAUACUGCCUCUACCUUCCUCUUACUUUGUGGGCCAGCAUAGCGUACAUACUGUGGCUCUGCACUGUGGGAUGGACUGGGGUUCCUCACUGUGCUGUGUGAUGGACUGGGGUUCCUCACUGUGCUGUGUGAUGGACUGGGGUUCCUCACUGUGCUGUGUGAUGGACUGGGGUUCUUCACUGUGCUGUGUGAUGGACUGGGGUUCCUCACUGUGCUGUGUGAUGGACUGGGGUUCUUCACUGUGCUGUGUGAUGGACUGGGGAUCCUCACUGUGCUGUGUGAUGGACUGGGGAUCCUCACUGUGCUGUGUGAUGGACUGGGGUUCGCUCUGUUAGACUUGACCUAUUUAUUAUUUAUUGGACUUCCUCCUCAGUGAGGUAGAGAGAGAGACAGAGAGAGCGGACCAUGUGUGACUCUGAGUACAGUGAGUAAGCUACUAGAACAAAUCCCAACACAGCCAUUAAUAAAAGGAGUCUCUGGCAAAUGUAUAUUCCAGGCAUGAGAUAUACAGAGACUGGGUGGUCUACAGGGAGUCUACAGGGUGUGCCUCCUUCCAUCCCCUCCCUCCCUGUCACUCUGAAGAGGCAUCCUGGAGCCGACCAACAGAAUGGACAUACAAGAUGUGUCAAUGAGCGCCCAUGGCUGACAUUUUGUGUGAGGCUGAUGCAAAGACCCUAUCCUAAUGGUGGAUCAAAACUCUGAAAUUGAAAAAUGUAUUACUGUUUGACACACCAAAAACGGACCAUGAUGUACUAGGUGAAUCUAAAGUGAUUAAACACAUUUGAUAUGGAAGGCACUAUGAGAUAUAGAGGUGGAUCGUCUGUAGUGUUCCCCAGCUGUCUGUCAUACGAACAGACUAACCUGGGGGGGGGGGUCUGUUAUGACCAGGUAGUGUGUGUAGGCAUGUAUGUCUGUGUAUACGUGUGUGUGUGUGCAUGCACGCGCAUGUUUGUGUAUGUACACUAAUGAUUACGUGUAAGUGUGUAUGUGGGUCUGUGUAUGUUAGUGUGUGUUCUUGCCUGUGUAUGUACAGUAUAUAUGUGUGUGUGUGUGUGUGUAUGUGUGUGUGUGGGACCACAUGUCCCCUUCCUGCAGCAGUGUGUGUCUGGCCUGUCGGUGUUUGCUGUCAGCAGAAGCCUCCUGUUUUAUUUUUAGAGCAGCUGCUUCAGAGGACCCAGAGUCUGGUCAGGUUUCUUCUCCACGGCAGGCUGACGCCAGCCUUCCCCGACCCCUCACCGCCUUCAUCUCCCCCGCCUCACCCCUCCUUACCCGCUGCCUCUAGUCUACCCAUCCCUCAGCCUCCCUCAGUUACCCUCCCCAAGCCUCCCCCCUCCUCUAUUCCUCCCUCCAUCUGGACUGCUGCUGUCCACCGUGCAAAGGGACCAAAGAGACAGCGCUACCCCACAGUCCAAAUACAGAGGGACAUCACAGGAGUUAGGACAGGAAGCCAGAUAAGAAAUUUCACUUUCUUUACAGAUCCGUCCUCAACCCUUACCACUUCGUCCACAACACGAGGCAUUUUGCAACGACAUACAGUAUAUACCUUGACAGGGCUUUUCUCUUCUUGACAGAUUCCUCUGGCCAGUUUGAUAAACCCCAGGCAGGCCCACCCACCGACCCCUAGUCACAUACCCACCCACUCAAUGAACUAAUAGGUUACAGUCCUCCUCCUCUGAGUUGAUCAGGAGGCAAUUAGCUUCUAAUGGGGAAAGAGGGAGGGAUGGAGGGAGGUGUGUGUGGAAGGUGAAAUGGAGGAAAAGAGAGAGUGGGAGAGAUCUGUGGAAGUGGAGGAAGGAGAAAAGGAAAGGACAGAGGAGAUUGGGGACAGGGGGCUGGAGGUUAGGAAGACUGAUGUUAACCUGUGGAAGUGAGGUCAGAACUAAGCAACAUGGGGAGGUGAAGAACAGGUGGGGAGGGAUGGAGGGAUAAAGGGAUAGGGAGGGACUGAGUCUGGGAGGUCUGGUUGUCUUAUGCACUGAUAUCCAAAACCGGGAUGUGAAAAGUAACACGCCAUGUCAAGCAUGUCUGUGUGUGUGUGCUUGUACUGUAUGUAAUGUGUGUCUGCGCGUUUAUUCACCUACACACAUACACACUCAUCCGAGUUGUUAAAGUUGCUUUGCUAUAUUUUUGUAUGUACAUACUGACUGUUAUCCUAUUCAUGUGUGUAUGUUUAUUCCUGCUUUUGUUCCCUUUUUCGAUCUGUUAUCCUGAUCAAUGUUUCUAUGAUUAUUUUCUAUUAUGUUGAACAUUUACUUUGAGUCAGACUUGGUCAAUACUUCUAACCGUUUUAGAGGUUUUUCACUGUGGAGGAGAAGCUCACUGACCAUAGGCCAAACCUGUUAUUUGUACCUCAACUUCACUAUCUCCUCUGGGAUUCAUUUCACACGCACACAUUCAGACACACACAAAUACACACUCACGCACACACUUCACGGCCACUGUGCAAGGCCCAGGUUAAUGGUCUCUCCUCCACAGUCCAGCCCGUGUAGAGCUCUCCCAGGUGGUCAGAUGUUGAGUGGAAGGGCUCAGUGUAUAGGUACUGUACUGUACAGUACAUGCAUUUCUACAGAAUAACAACUAACCCUCUAGGGUGCUGUAUGCAGGCUACAGGUUAACCACUAAACCUCCCCAUGUCGUAUUAGUAAAUAUUGCUUUGGUACAAUUGGCAUCUUGUAUGUUGUAAAAGAAUUUAAGGAGAAUAUAUGGACACAGAAAUUUAUCAAAAUGAAUAUAUUAUAUAUAUAUUAAAUAUACAUUUCACACAUAUUUCUUUUCCGUUGCUGAUAUUACAGAUGCGUCACAGAUAUUUAUUUAAUGGUUGCGAUGAGAGAAAAGUAUUUAUUUAACGGUGGAUGUUGCGAGGAUGAUGAUGACUGUUGUUGGCUUUUUGGUUUGGUAUCUCUUGGAGUGGUGUGGCGGCUGCAGCCCUCAUGGCUAAAGAUAACCAAUAAAAGGUAUUUCCAAACG